Molecule: messenger RNA, 1576 nt
Organism: Zonotrichia leucophrys gambelii
Lineage: Eukaryota; Metazoa; Chordata; Aves; Passeriformes; Passerellidae
Gene: ADCK5
Product: aarF domain containing kinase 5
Exons: 9
Source: RefSeq, a predicted model, not a curated record
GUGCAGUACCUGGACCUGCGCGAUCGCUUCGAGGGCGACAUCCGGACCGUGGAGCUGCUGCUGCGCCUGGUGGAGUUCAUGCACCCCGACUUCGCCCUGGGCUGGGUGCUGCAGGAAUUGAAGGGCACGCUGGCUCUGGAGCUGGAUUUCGAGAACGAGGCGCGGAACUCGGAGCGCUGCGGGCGAGACCUGGGGCACCUGCGGGGGGUGAGGGUGCCCCGGGUGCACUGGGGGCACUGCAGCAAGCGCGUUCUCACGGCCGAUUUCUGCGAGGGCUGCAAGAUCACCAACGUGGAGGGGAUCCGAGCCAUGGGGCUGGGCCUGAGAGACACCGCAGAGAAGCUGAUCCAGGUUUUUGCCGAGCAGAUUUUCUACACCGGCUUCAUCCACGCGGAUCCGCACCCGGGCAACGUUUUGGUUCAGCGCGGCCCCGACGGGCGGGCACAGCUGGUGCUGCUGGACCACGGCCUGUACGAGACCCUGAGCGAGAGGGACCGGGUGUCGCUGUGCGGGCUCUGGAGAUCGAUCGUGAUGCGCGACCACGACGGGAUGAGGGAGCGGGCGGAGGAGCUGGGGGUGAAGGACUACCUGCUCUUCUCGGAGAUGCUGCUGCAGCGCCCCCUGAGCCGCGACUCGCGCCUGCUGGGCCCGCCGGGCUCUCACCUGGCCGAGCCCCGCCCGGAGGCGCCGCCCGGCCCCGCCCGCCCGCUGCGGGGCGCGCCCGAGGGGCACCUGAGCGCCGAGGAGCGCGAGUACCUGCGGGGCAUGGCGGCGCGGCGCUUCCCGCACAUGGUGCAGGUGCUGCGCCAGCUGCCGCGGCCCAUGCUGCUCGUGUUCCGCAACAUCAACACCGUCCGCAGCGUCCACGGGGCGCUGGGCGCACCUGCGGACAGGUACGGCAUCAUGGCCCGCAGCGCCGUGCGGAGCUGGAGCCGCCUCCGGGGGGGCCCCGCGCGGUCGCUGCGGCAGCGGCUGCACCUGGGCUGGGAGCGGCUGCGCUUCGAGAUGGCGCUGAGGCUGGAGUGGCUCCGCUUCCGGGUGGCGGCGGCUGCGCUGCGGCUGCGGAGCCGCUGGGGGGCGCUGCCGGGCGGGGCGCACCUGCAGCAGCUGCUGCGCGCCUGAGCCCCAAAAACGGCUGAAAACCACCCAAAAAUCCACUGGGAACACCCCGAAACCGGCCGGGAAUGCCGAAAAUACCCGAAAAAACGGCUGAAAUAACCCAAAAACGGCUGAAAACGACCCAAAAAUCGACUGGGAACACCCCGAAACCGGCCGGGAAUGCUGAAAAUACCCGAAAAAACGGCUGAAAUAACCCAAAAACGGCGGAAAACGACCCAAAAACGGCGGGAAAUGACCCAAAACUGGCCGGGAAUGCUGAAAAUAACCUGAAAAUCAGAUGGAAACAGCCAAAAAUACCCCCAAAACCGGCCGGGAAUGCUGAAAAUACCCGAAAAAACGGCGGAAAUAACCCAAAAAUCGACUGGGAAUACUGAAAAUACCCAAAAAACCGGCGGAAAUAACCCAAAAACCGACUGGAAACAACCCAAAAAAUGGCUGGGAAUGCUGAAAAUACCCC